GCACCAUGGCUCCUCUCAUGCUGUUGCUGCAGCUGCUGCUCCUGGUUUCUAAUGCGUCUGCAUACUAUUAUUACAGGUAUUACGGGGGAUCAGUGACCUUCUCUCCAAAACGCCAGUAUUCAAAUGGGACAUACGAGGUGGAGCUGCGCACCAAGCAGGCCCAUUACCACUGCUACCACAACACACCGGUCUGCUCCAGCGGCGACUGCGGCACCGUGACCCACACAAGCUCUGCAAGCAUCAGCUACAACUACUGCAGCUACUACUGGUGCCAGAACGAGGCAGUGACCACCAGGAAACUCUCCAGCAACCGGCCCUUUGAGAUCAGAUAUCCUAUGUACUUUAAUUAUUACUAUGCUGGAUACUGGAUAUCAAACACCGGAGGCUCAUAUGUUGUUUGGACGAUGACAGCACAUGUGGACCUGGGAACCCGAUCUGAUACCGGUGAAUCAAACAGAUCUCCCGUCACAGCCAUGCCAGGGCUGAUCCGAGUAUCACGUCACUGUCCACGAACAUUCAAUCUGCCAGUUUUUGACCCUGAUGCUGACCGGGUCAGAUGCAGGUAUGCAGCUCCAACUCCAUAUGAAUGCAGCCUGUGCUACCAGCCUGCAGGCUUCUCUUUGGAUCAGGAAGGCUGA
Myripristis murdjan (pinecone soldierfish) is the source of this 638-nucleotide messenger RNA. RefSeq lists its product as uncharacterized. Lineage: Eukaryota; Metazoa; Chordata; Actinopteri; Holocentriformes; Holocentridae. The transcript is spliced from 5 exons. The record is from RefSeq and is a predicted model, not a curated record. Bases 6 to 638 code for a protein of 210 amino acids.